AUGGGGCAUGCACACUUGGAGUCUGGAGGCGCUCGGUCCAGGCGGGAUCUCUGCUUUGACCAGGCUGCUGUCUUCAUCGAAGAUGCGAUCCAGUACCGCUCCAUUAACCACCGCAUGGACGCCAGGUCGAUGGGGCUUUACCGCUUGUAUUACUCAAACGUGAGCCAAUGGAUAUUGAGCUUCACCAUUUUCUUGAUCCUGUUUUUGGCUUUUAUCGAGACCCCUUCCUCGCUCACUAGCACUGCAGACGUCCGCUACCGCUCGGCCCCCUGGGAUCCACCCUGUGGCCUCACCGAGAGCGUCGAGGUGCUCUGCCUGCUGGUCUUUGUGGCUGACGUCUCUGUGAAGAGCUACCUGGUUGGGUGGGCCCAGUUCCGGAUGAACCUCUGGCUGCUGGCCUACCUUGGAGUGCUGGUCGUGUCUCUCAUGGACUGGAUCGUGUCGCUGAGUCUGGUUUGCCAGGAGCCCCUGCGGAUUCGGAGGCUUUUGCGCCCCUUCUUCUUGAUGCAGAACUCGUCCCUGAUGAAGAAGACGCUCAAGUGUAUCAGGUCUUCGCUGCCGGAAAUGGCCAGUGUCCUGCUGCUGCUGGUGGUCCACCUGUGUGUCUUCACCAUGUUCGGGAUGCUGCUCUUCACAGGCGAGAAGGGCGAUGGGCAGGACCGGGAGAGGCUGAUGUACUUUCACAACCUGCCGGAGGCUCUGACCUCCCUCCUGGUGCUGCUGACCACCGCUAACAACCCCGACGUUAUGACUCCUGCGUAUUCCAAGAACCGGGCCUAUGCUAUCUUUUUCAUAGUCUUCACCCUGAUAGGUGAGUUCCGACAGAUCUGUAGGGGUCCCUUGGGACAAGAUCCUGCCCCCGAUGGCAAGAUCACAAAUGCUCAGAUGUGA
Messenger RNA from Leptonychotes weddellii (Weddell seal), 891 nucleotides. Lineage: Eukaryota; Metazoa; Chordata; Mammalia; Carnivora; Phocidae. The record is from RefSeq and is a predicted model, not a curated record.